Messenger RNA from Hordeum vulgare subsp. vulgare (domesticated barley), 1008 nucleotides. Its product is annotated as tricin synthase 1-like. The transcript has 4 exons. Gene Ontology annotation, molecular function: O-methyltransferase activity; S-adenosylmethionine-dependent methyltransferase activity. NCBI's taxonomy places the organism in Eukaryota, Viridiplantae, Streptophyta, Magnoliopsida, Poales, Poaceae. The record is from RefSeq and is a predicted model, not a curated record. Bases 26 to 826 code for a protein of 266 amino acids.
CAGAGAGGGAGAGAGCGAGAGAUCCAUGGCGACCUACCGUCCGGAGACGGAGAGCAACACCCUCCUGGCGGACGACUCGAUCCUGGAGGUACGCACGCACGCAUACCACCAGAGAUUGAUCUAUCAGCUGCUACUACUAAUUUUGCACCCCACACAUAUGAUGCAGUACGUGCUGGAGACGACGGUGUACCCUCGGGAGCACCAGCGCCUGCGCGAGCUCCGCCUCAUCACGCAGCAGCACGCCAAGUCUUUCAUGAGGUCGUCGCCGGACCAGAUGCAGUUCUUCUCCGUCCUGCUCAAGCUGAUCGGCGCCAGCAACACAAUCGAGGUCGGCGUCUUCACCGGAUACUCACUGCUCACCGCCGCUCUCGCCCUCCCCGCCGGCGGCAAGGUGGUGGCGAUCGAUGCGAACCGGGAGUACUACGAGCUGGGCCGGCCGGUGAUCGAGAAGGCCGGCGUCGCGCACAAGGUGGACUUCCGGGAGGGCGACGGGAUCGCGGAGCUCGACGAGAUCCUGUCCGAGGACGGCGGCGCCAUGGCCGGCACGUUCGACUUCGCGUACGCCGACGCCGACAAGCUGCAGUACGCGGGGUACCACGAGCGGCUGCUGCGCCUGGUGCGCGUCGGCGGCGCCAUCGCCUACGACAACACGCUCUGGGGCGGCUCCGUGGCCAUGCCCCGGGACAAGCCGGGUAGCUCCGAGUACGACCGCCUGGUGCGUGACAGCCUCGUCGGGUUCAACGCCGCCGUCGCGGCCGACGACCGCGUCGAGGCCUGCAUCGUCCCCAUCGCCGACGGCGUCACGCUGUGCCGCCGCGUCAAGUGAAGCGGUGGACGUUAGUACGAUUCCACCGGUCCGUGUUAGAUAUCGAUCGAGUCGAGUAAUAUAAUUUCCCUACGGAGCUCCAAGUAUUUAUGUUCAAACGUGGCCGUGGUGAUGUUCAAGGUGCUCUUUAUGCUUGACUGAGUUAUUUCCUCUAAAUAAGAUUAAGCAUUUACUUGAGCUUG